Messenger RNA from Pseudomyrmex gracilis, 2321 nucleotides. RefSeq names its product ATPase family AAA domain-containing protein 2-like. The transcript is spliced from 11 exons. Gene Ontology annotation, biological process: positive regulation of transcription by RNA polymerase II. Bases 356 to 2221 code for a protein of 621 amino acids. The record is from RefSeq and is a predicted model, not a curated record. NCBI's taxonomy places the organism in Eukaryota, Metazoa, Arthropoda, Insecta, Hymenoptera, Formicidae. Gene Ontology annotation, molecular function: chromatin binding; histone binding; ATP binding. Gene Ontology annotation, cellular component: nucleus.
AAAAGUUAGGAAUAAUGAAAUUGAGCAGUAAACUCUCGUGAACUCUAAAAAUAACAUUUUGCAAAUAAAAAUUCCAGUGAACGAUAACGCGAUCAGAAUGCGCGCUUGAAUCGAAUUGUUUUGAGAUAUUUGCAGCAAAAACAAUUCAAUGAUGACAAUUUUUUUGCUUUAACCAUAUGAAGAACGAGACUAGAUCUCGGUGGUGUGUGUGUUUUCGAGUUUUUUUCUUUUUUCUUUUUUUUUUCUUGAAAAAAAAAAAAUAUGUUUGGGACAAAGGAUUUUUCCUGCAUCGGUGGAUUGGAAAAACACAUCAGAAUCGUAAAGGAGAUGGUUAUGUUCCCGCUGAUGUACGGGGAUGUGUACGCCAAAUUCAAUCUCAGACCGCCGCGCGGGUUGUUGUUCUACGGUCCCCCAGGAACGGGAAAGACUCUCGUGGCCAGUGCUUUGGCAACGGAAUGCAGCAAUUCUGAGCGCAAAGUUUCUUUUAUCUCGCGCAAAGGUUCCGACUGUCUCAGCAAAUGGGUCGGAGAGAGCGAGAAAAAACUCGAGAAGAUUUUCUCGUUGGUUGGCGCAACAAACGAAACCGUGCGUCAUCUUUUUCGACGAAGUCGAUGGCCUUGCUCCCGUAAGAUCCAGUCGGCAAGAUUUUGUCCACGCUAGCGUAGUGUCCACUCUCUUAGCUCUAAUGGAUGGUUUGGAAAAUAAUUCUGAGAUAAUAGUAAUAGGCUCGACCAACAGAAUCGACGCUAUAGAUCCUGCUCUGAGAAGACCGGGCAGAUUCGACAGAGAACUGUAUUUUCCCUUGCCUUGUUACAGCGCCAGGAAAGAAAUACUCUCGGUACAUAUCAAAAGCUGGAAGCAAAAACCGACGCAGAAAUUUUUGGCGUAUUUGGCAUCGAAAACUUUAGGAUUUUGCGGCAGCGAUCUUCAGGCUCUUUGCGCCGAAGCAGUGAUGUGCUGCAUUCGUAGAAACUAUCCGCAAAUCUAUACCUCCAAAUCGAAAUAUCACAUUAACGAACGUCACCUCAAAGUGGAAAAGGAAGAUUUUUUGAAGGCGCGUCAGAACAUCGUUCCCGCAUCGCAUCGCGUUAUUGUCGCUCCGAUCAAAAGUUUAUCUUUCAAGAUCCAGCCGUUGUUUCAAGAGGAUCUGGAAAAUAUUCUGACGCGGUUACAAACCCUGUGCCCAACCGGCAUGCUGACUUCCGACAGCGUUACAGGUAAAGCCGCGUCCAAAUCGAGCGGUUGCCCAAGAAUUUUAUUGUGCGGCGACGAUUCCCACACUCGUCAUUUGGGACCGGCGUUGCUUCAUACCUUAGAACAUCUGCCGUGUCACGUUUUAGAUGUUACAACGCUAUUUGAAGAAACGGGCAAAGUGGCCGAAGAAGCUAUGAUACAGAAAUUUAAGACCGCGCGACGCACACUACCAGCGUUAUUGUAUGUUCCCGGUAUUUUGACGUGGUGGGACUUGGUAGAUCAAACAGCAAGAGUUGUUUUCACUUCUCUGAUGCGUGGUCUCGAUCGAUCGGUGCACAUGCUUGUGUUGAUGACCGCUCACUGUCGACACACCGACUUACCAUCCGAGAUUGCGGAAUUGUACGACAAUAACUGCGGCGAGAUGUAUGAAGUAAGAGUACCUUUGCCGCAAAAACGGCGAUCCUUCUUCAAACAAUUGUUUGUCAACGGAGGUUCUGAUAAUCUUUCUGAUUGCUCUUCGCAAGCGGAUCUAAUACACAUCUUAAGUCCAAAAAAGCUCAAGCACGAAAAUAAUAAAAAAUUAAGAAACUACGACUCUAACGGCUUAUUAGAGCUUAGCGCGGCUCGGUCGAAGAAAUUAAAAGCUGAAUCAAAAGCACGUAACAAACUGGGAGCUGUGCAAUCCUCUCACUCGACGUCUUCAAAAUCAACAGAGACGAACAUCAAAAGGGAGUACUACGCGUCCGGCGAGGGCCUGUCUCCUAAAAGGCAGAAACUAAUGUCCGGUACGUCCUCGGUCUCUCCGUCCAGCACCGAAAGACUCUUCGGUUUUCAAAUUGAGGACCUGGUCGAGAAUAUUGUGCGAUCGACCGAUGAAUGGCCCAGUUAUCUACUGGAGAGUCUGUUUUCCUGUCUCGAACUCACAAUGGAAAACAACGGAGACUUAUACGCGAUCGUGAACGAAUACGUUGCACGUUACGAGGAAGUAAAACGAGCGAAAAUGCGUGCUACGCAGGAUGACGAUUAACUUUUAUUUUGACAAAACGUUUCUUUGUUUGUCAGUCGUUGUGACGUCAAAAUCCAUAAAUUCGUGUUGUGACAUAUAAUAAAUGACACAUAAAAAAAAU